GACGCCGCGCCAGGGCCAGGGAAGCGAGCGGACGGAGACCUCGGAGCUGGCUCACUCUCUCGUGGGGACGAGGAGGUCGUCAGCACUCACACAGGGACUUAAGGCAGCUCCCUGUGUUUCUGACUCUGUCUCCCUGUUCAUCUGCCUGUGUCACGUGCUGUCCCUGCCCCCAACCCAAGAACCCCUGGACCAGUAGGCAGUGGCCCCCCCAGCAGGACCGGCCAUGCAGACGCUGAUUGCAGCACUGGUUCUGAUUGUGGCAGCCCAGGCAGAGGUGAAGGACAAGGUGCAGCAUGGCGGACCCUGUGAACAGCUAUCCCACCCUUACCAAGCUGCCCUGUACCACUCAGGCCACGUGCUCUGUGGAGGGGUCCUCAUUCACCCACUGUGGGUCCUCACAGCUGCCCACUGCAGAAAACCGAAUCUUCAGGUCUACCUGGGGAAGCACAACAUUUAUGAAACAGAGCACUUCCAGGAGCAGAGCUCUGUUGUCCGCACUGUGGUCCAUCCUGGCUACAAUGCUGCCACUCAUGACCAGGACAUCAUGCUGUUACGCCUGAAGCGCCCAGCCAAUCUCUCUGAACGCAUCCAGCCCCUGGCCCUGGAGAGAGACUGCUCAGCCAACCGCACCAGCUGCCACAUCCUAGGCUGGGGCAAGACAGAAUACGGUAAUUUCCCUAAUACCAUCCAGUGUGCAUACAUCCACCUGGUACCUCAAGAGGAGUGUGAGCGUGCCUACCCUGGCCAGAUCACCCGGAACAUGGUGUGUGCAGGGGAUGAGAAGUACGGGAAGGAUUCCUGCCAGGGUGAUUCCGGGGGCCCACUGGUGUGCGGAGACCGUCUCCGAGGCCUUGUGUCAUGGGGUAACGUCCCCUGCGGCUCCAAGGAGAAGCCGGGCGUCUACACCGAUGUCUGCAGAUAUUGCCAGUGGAUCCGGAAAGUCAUUCAAGGCAGCUAGCUCUGACGUGGGACAUCCAACUCUUGACUUUGAUUCCCACUCGUUGGCUCUAAAAUAUCUCUGACCAAGACCAUGCCUUCCCUUCACCUUCCCAGGCCCGACCCUUCGUGCUUAAUUCUGCCUGAUUCGACCCCAGCUCCAUCCCUGCAUCCCUGGGGGUAAGAAGAGACACAGGCUGAGGUCUUUCCCCCGACACUAACAGAAUACAGGAGAAUCCCUUCUCUCCCUGAUUAGCCCAUGGGCUUGGUGUCUCCCUCCAGAGGAGUGGUCACAAGUCUAGAAAAACCUGCGUUGAAAUAAACGCAGCUCUGCCCCUUGCUAUUCAUGCACCCUUGGAAAGUGCCCUCCUUCACUGCGCAGAAUCUCAUCUGCCAAAUGGGGAUCAUGACAGUGAAUUCCUCAUAAGUCUGUGGCUGCCGUUGGGAGGAUUCAAGGUCUCCAACACACUGAAACAUGUGCACUGGUGUCUGGCACACCUGCCUGC
Artibeus jamaicensis (Jamaican fruit-eating bat) is the source of this 1442-nucleotide messenger RNA. Its product is annotated as kallikrein-6-like. Gene Ontology annotation, biological process: proteolysis. The coding region runs from base 224 to 958 and encodes 244 amino acids. Gene Ontology annotation, molecular function: serine-type endopeptidase activity. The record is from RefSeq and is a predicted model, not a curated record. NCBI's taxonomy places the organism in Eukaryota, Metazoa, Chordata, Mammalia, Chiroptera, Phyllostomidae. The transcript has 8 exons.